Molecule: messenger RNA, 327 nt
Organism: Paraglomus brasilianum
Lineage: Eukaryota; Fungi; Glomeromycota; Glomeromycetes; Paraglomerales; Paraglomeraceae
Source: the annotation of a GenBank genome assembly
AUGUUCUCAUUCAAAGAUAUCUUACUACUCGUCGGAAUCAUGUUCUUCCAGACGAUUUUUCUCUACUUUAUUACCAGAAAUAAUUCGCAAGAAGCCCAAAAUCAAAUUAAUACAAAGAUGACUUCCACCCUCAAAAAGCAACAAAAAAGUAUCUCUGAUCCAUCCGAGACUGUGAAGCAUCUUGGGUAUGACAUUCGUGAAGUCCGAGAUGGGGUUGCGAGAAGUAGUAAUGCCGGAUCUGGCACGUCAAACCUCCAUGCUCGUUUAACUGUUUUACUCUUCAAGGCCAACCAUUUCAAUCUGCACAAUUAUCUAGUUCUUGUUUGA